Molecule: messenger RNA, 1184 nt
Organism: Solanum pennellii
Lineage: Eukaryota; Viridiplantae; Streptophyta; Magnoliopsida; Solanales; Solanaceae
Product: protein LURP-one-related 10-like
Exons: 3
Coding region: 188-727 (179 amino acids)
Source: RefSeq, a predicted model, not a curated record
AGUCAUAAUUGUAGAAUAAGAAAAUUCACAAAUACAGUUGUAUAGAAUAAGAUGUGUACUUAUUGCUUAUCCCCAAGUUGGAACCUUAUCUUAUAUUAUAUACCACAAAAAUAUCUUUAUGAAAUAAAAAAGAGUAUUGUCAAGUUAUUUUUGCAUACUAACAAGUAAAAGUGACUGAUUAUUGUUCAUGGCAGAAUCAAGUUAUGCAACUAUGGCUAAUGAUCCAGUCGCUAUAAUUGGAUCCGAAUAUUGCACGCCGAACGAGGUUGAUGUUGUUAUAUCUAGGAAGGUGAAGACACUUAGAUAUGGAGAUUUUGUUGUUUCAGAUAUGAAUGGAAACUUCAUGUUCAAAGUUAAAGGCACAACUUUUGGAUGGCAUGAUAAGAGAGUUAUUCUUGAUGCUGCUGAUAAUCCCCUCAUCACUCUCAAACAAAAGAUAUUGACUGAGCAUUCGAGAUGGAAUGCAUUUAAAGGAGAAAGCACAGAUGAGAAAGACUUUUUAUUUACAAUAAAGACAACAUCCAUAUUUCAAUGGAAGACUAAAUUGGCUGUUUUCUUAGCAAAUAACAAUUCUAAGGAAAAGAAUUGUGAUUAUUUGAUUAAGGGAAAUUGGUCUGAUAGAUCAUGUGUAAUAUACGCAGGAGAUUCUUCUACCAUAGUUGCUCAGCCUUUGCAAGUGUUCUUGAAAAUUCUUUAUCAAGUUGCAAAAACUGCUCAAGAUGUUUAGGAAAGUGCCUUUUAUAUGGACAAGUCACUUUCCUUAAACUCUUUGCCAUUGGUUGAAGAAGUCUCACUUUCUGACGCCAUCGGGAAGUGUGCACCUACUUUCUGUACCGUCUCCAGCUGGCAGUCAACUGGCUCAUCACCAUGAGAGCCUGGUAACUCUACAAGGUCCCUGGGUUUGUUUCGUCUUCAACACUCAAGUAAGAAACCUGGUACCUUUACAAGGUCCCAUUGUUUGUUAAAUCAUCAAAACUGCAAAUAACAACAAUGUAAUUUAUGUUAGAGGGAGGAGUAAAUGGAAAGUUAGGGGGAGGAGUGAGAAGAAGAAGAAAAGUUAUAAAUGCAUGGAGCAAUAAAAUGUAUUUUUAUUUAUUAUAAAACUCUGUUGUAUAACUAUGGCAUGGUAUACUUUAUUCACCAUAAAAUAUUUCAAAGCUAGAUAUAUUUAUUAUAUAACACAA